GGAACUGCGACACUUAGUUCCUCUGCUUCACGUUUUCUCCGCGCAGCAAUGCGUCUGACUAUGUGGAAUCCUAUUUGUGGUCAGCAACUGUUUCCGGUAUCCCUGUUUACUAUUACACUCUAUCUUUUAAUCCUCGUGACCAAAUUCUUCCAACGAUGCACUGGCGAAAGUAUACAAAUCGUCCCUCACUUCACCAGCAUACCUCCGCCAGUAUCCUACUUUAUCAGCAACGCACCGGACAUACCAAGCCUUCACCACGUGGACCUAAUUUGCCGAGUUUGGCCACCGAACUCCAAAGUUUACCUUUUCGGUAGUCAUCUGCAGGCUCCAACUCCAUCGACUAACAAUGAGCCUACUGGUGCACCUCACUGGUCAUCCGGGCACAUCACCUCCCCACCACCACCACCACCACCCAAUACCAUAGGCGCCCUUUUACCCAUUCCCCACGGCCUGGCCACUCAACGGUACGGACUGUUGUCCGCAUCGAAACUACAAUCGUCAUCUAGUCCCGCUUCUGAGCAAAGUCAGCUGACGACUGAUCUACGCGAAUCCAUUGCUUACGAGUCGCUAGCAAGUGCUAUCCGUGAACAUCCAGCAGCUGCGGCGGGAGACGAAGUCGCCGUAAUGCUCACUGUUUCCAGUCUACCUGAGGCACGACAAUUGGAGUUGAUGAGACUUCACUGCUUGGCUGCCACCGCAUUUGGACGUGUUCUGAGCGCUCCGUUUCAUCUCACUCCGACCAAUAUCGGUGAUUUCCCCUCCUCCAUCACUUCACCUGGCUCUUCUGAUGGUUCCACAACAAAGUUAUAUACUGUUGAGUUUUGGAUCAAUAACAUCGCGGUAGUUGAUUGCCAGUUGCCUCUGAACAGCUCCCCUGCACCUCUAGUACAUUUCGAAUUGAACGGUACCGUAAUUGGCGAAACAGCUCUGCAAACGGACAAAUUUCGCAUAGUCGAGCGACCUGACAAACAGCGUCUCAGUUUGCUUAUCCACAAGGUACAGCCGCUAGACGUCGGAACUUACCGAUGUGCCGUCACUAAUCCGCUAACCGGAGAGAAGAAAUACUCCCCCGAGGUCACUCAACUGAAGCUGAUUAUUCCCUCUAGUCCUGUUCAGACUCGAAUUGUCGUGCCUUUGGCGUCCAGUGCCACUGCGGAUGUGACUGGUAGCUCAGGCUCCACUCGAUCACACAAAAUAGUUGUGGAUGAAGGUCAAAACAUUACCCUCUUUUGUAUCAUUCAAGGCGCUCCCCCUCCAACAGUGGCCACCUACCCAUUCGAUCAGAAUACCACUGCACACAAUCGGUUCCUACGCGAUCGGAAAUUCGGCCUUCUCCAGAUCAUCAACGUUCAACCGAAAGACGCCGGAUUCUACAUUUGCUCCGACCGUCACAUCAGUUCCACUGCUCAACUCCUCGUGAAACCCCGCCUUCGUCUCGUCACUAAACCUGAGGAUGUUCGCAUUGCCCGGCUGGGUGACAGGGUUCAAUUCAGGUGCGCUACCUCAGAUCCACAGGUGACACCCUUUUGGCUUUUCAACGGACAGCCUAGGACCAGCAAUGGGGAUGGCAGGGAUAGUACACUCAUAUUGUCAAAUGUCACCGCUAUGGACUUGGGCAUAUACCAGUGUGUGGCAUUUCGCAAGUCGGACAAACAAGCACUCCUCGACGAAUGGAUCUCCGCUUCGGCAAUUCUAGCUUUGGAAUCGGACAAGGUUAUCCGCACAUCGGAUGAACUGACCAUGUACAUCCCACAAAAACCGGAGAUAGCUCCGAACCCCCCUACUCCAGAAGUCACUACCGCCGAGCUCACCCCUCAAGCUCAGGUGCUGUACGAUAACCUAGCGGUUUAUUUGGCUUGGCAACCGUUAAAUUCAGAGUUGUCAACUAUCGGGCAGUCAAAGGCAGUGGAGUACCGAGUGGAGUACUCCGUCCAGAUUGACCCCGUGGAGGAAGCGCAACGGCAUGGAGGUUCAAACGUGUCUUCGCACGUGCCUGCUUUGAUCGGCCUGGUUGGACACGAAGCGGUGAAGUGGAGCGAACAGAUUCCGUUGAAGCAACAGACAACAAUGUCUUUCCUCUACGUGACUGACACCGUGUUAAAGCCGUCGAAGCGAUAUCGGUUCCGUGUGCUUGCCGUUGAUCCGUCCACCGGAGUUGGUCUGGUCCCUCCCUCCGACUGGUCCAACGUGGUCAGCACGGAGCACAUCAGUUCAGUGGAUCCGCCGGAGAUCAAGAUGGUUCGGCCACUGUCUCAAGGUCGCGUCCAUCUCAUGUGGACAUUUGACGGGAAAGGAACCACUUCGGGCAAUCGAAUGACCCACCCGGAGUCUGUAUCAGCUGAUCCGACGUUGGGCUAUCUCGCCCUAUCUGGUGCAGCGUCUUCCUCCUCGACAUUCUCAUUGGAACCCAGUAGCGACCUUUUUAUCCCUGAGUAUUUCCUCGUCCUUGCUCGACCGUUGAUAAAACCCAAAGGUAAUUCAGCAGAUACCUUCAAAUACGGAACAUAUUGGACCACACAAGUGAACGGGUCAAACGCCAGAGAGGGUAUGCUUACUGGACUGAAUCGAUCUGCCAGUUACCAGGUGAUUGUUUAUGGUGUGCGUGGUCUCGGUGACAAACGACGAAUCACCCGUUUCUCCAAGGCUGCUUAUGUCAACUUGGCGACGGCUGAUCACACGGGUGAUGGAUACAGCUUACUCAGAGCACUCACAACCAACCGGAUCAUGUACUUGCUCGUGGGUGGAAUCGCAGCUCUCAUGUUCUUCAUCAUAUUCAUCUUCAUCUUGCUCUGUCUUUGCCGUCAGCAACGUGACCGGCGCUUGUCCAGCCAACGGAAGAAACAAAAUGGCUAUGUGCAAAACUACAAAGAUUCCAAUCAAUACGUCCCAGUUUCAACCACCGACGGUGGUGUCGCUGCCGCCUGCAGUACAGGUCAUUCGAAUGCCGGCACGAUGUCUAAUCGCGGUCCAGCUACCGGUAUGCUGAUGAUGAUGAGCAAUCUGCAAUCCAGCGCCUUUUCGGACCACUCUGCGCAACAUGGUCAAUUGCCCAACUCCAUGUCACCGCAACAGCAGCAGCAAGCGUUGUAUCUUCAGCAGCAGCAGCAGCAGCAGCAGGCAGACCACUAUGCUGCAGCCACCGCGGCUGCCGCAUCGAAAGAGAUGAUGUACAUGCAACAGCACCAAUCCGUUCUUGGAUCCCAACUGCAUCUGCAACAGCAACUUAGCAACAUGUCCUCUCCACAGCAGCAGCAGCAACAGCAUCCAAUGACCUAUCAUCCUCAACACCACCAGUCACACCAUUCUCUACUCUUGCCCUCCAGUGCGAUGACCGGUAAUGGUGGACCACAGAUCACGCCAGGAAACAUGUUCCAAUCCGGAACACUUCCUGGUGGCCCGCGUUAUCUCAAGCAACAAGGCUAUCCAGCGCAUCAGUUUGGUAGCCAGCAGCCGCUUAAUCAAACUGCCUCACCGGUCAAUUCACUCGAUGUGAACGAGUUUUAUCACCAUCACCCUCCUCAGAUGCAAUCUGGCGUGUAUGCUCACCAGCAACCACAGUUGCCACCAGUACCGCAUCCACAAACCGCUGAAUUGCCUCCUCCCCAUGCGGGAGUCAAUAGUGGAGCCAUGCACCAACAAAUGAUUUAUUAUCCUGGUUCCGUGACAUCCGACGGUGUAUCAAUGAAACGCGAGCCUCCUACCGGUGGCUCCUUGCAAGACACCGCUUACGGCACAAUGCUUCAGCGCACCCAAUUGACCGGGUCUGUUAUGAACACCGAUGCGCAAGCACCCAGCAUUGCCUCUGGCGGGGCCAUGUCUCCCGCAAGUCAAGCUGCUGCUGCAGCCGCCUAUUACCACGACAGUCAGCAAGCAUUGCAUAUGAUGCAGCAGCAAUACUCUGGCCGCAUGGGAACUCCGCAGGUGAAUCACGCUCUCAUGUAUUCUCCACGUCAGUCACAGCAACAGACUGCUUCGUUCUAUCAACACCCGUCUCAGGCAGUUCAACAACAACAGUACCCAGGUUACUAUGGGCAGCAGUUGCCGCCACCGCAUCCUGAUAGCAUGGGGCACACACUCCAUGGAUUCGGACCCACUGACGGAGAAUCAAUCUAUUCUUAUUUCAGCCAACAGGAGAUGUCGCUCUCCAACCCCCAUCAGCCACUGAAUCCAUUGCCGGAGGAAAACCAGUUCCGAUCCAAUGGCGCUUCUGGUUACGUAGACUCGAGUAUGCAAACCGCCGAAAUAAACGGACAGGGGGGCAGUGGAGGAAACGGUGGCAGCCCUGCGGCACCUGGUAGCCACCGCCACCAUCGUCGAAGGCGCCGUAAACAGCAACAGCGCCACCCGACUGAUUUGGUCAAUGGGAACGCGGAAGGAACCACAACAAACGACUCUGCUGAGGCUAUCGUCGAGGGUCAAUCGUUUGUUGAACAGUCUGAGAACUCGCAUUUGGACGAGCAACGUGCACUAUUUGAAAAUGAUCUGACCAGUCAAAAACGACAUCACUCAUUUUCUGGUUCUGCGAUGUAUUCCGACACGGAUCCCGUCGCAGGACAACCGAAUUUCAGCACAUCAUCGUACGGGCAGCCGAACAGUGCGGCGGAUCCUGGUCGACUUACAUAUGGACGCUUCACAGGCCAAUUACCGCCACCGAAUCAGCCUCCUCCGCCCCCACCGCCUCCCGGAAUCGCUUUUAGCCUCGGGUCACCGACGGGUCUAACCAACGGUUUACAAAUGGACCACCACCUCCCUCCCGUUAGCCUUGUCUAUCCGAGCCAACUGGGUAUGCACCCAUCCAUGCAAUCGGACUCGAUGUCUCGUCGAUUUUACUCCGGUGCUCCUGAUGGCAGCGGCUACCUUUCGGGUGGCACUGGAAUGGGCCUUUUGGUCGGACCCCCACCUCGCAUUCGUGACUAUUCCGAGUAUGGAAUUCCUCGUGGCAUCGGAUUGCCUCCUACUCCAUCCGGGGUCCAACCGCAACUAUCACACCAUAAUUCGCUGAUGGGCAGUGGUAACUCAGCCGCUCAGACGCAUCACUUGAAUUGUGGCAACAGCACCAUGUACGACGGCCGUUACCGAGAAGGGCAGGCAUGAACGUGCCACAGCUGACUUUCAUUUCCUCUCACUGGUGUCGUUGUCGCGCGCACUUCAUCCCGUUUAGUGCUCGAGCAUCCCCUCAUGUGCCCCCUUCUCCUCUCAGUCUACCUUUCUGCCAGAUUGCAUUAGCUUUGAAUUUUCUCCGGCCCACAACAGCGGCGGUAGCCACUGCUGCUGUUGAAUAUUUGCCCCAAUAUGUUUCGUCCCCCAUAGGUUUCGUCCUUUCACUCUCGUACUUCGUAUCCAUUUUCACGUAUAUACCCGGACAACCACAGCCUCCCCGUUUUUGCAACAACUACAACGAACUCGCAUUUCUCCGCUUCUAGGUGCGUACUUUAAGCUUUAUUUACUCCUCCGGUCUCCGUUCGCACCAACUGGCAGUCUCACACCAAACGAUUGGUUUCCGUAUCCUAUGUCAUUUUACCACGUGCCUGACCCCCCUCAACUUUUUACGGUUUAUGGUCAUAUUUGCUAUCAAUACGUGUGUGUGUACAGCGAUUCUGCUAAACACCUCUGUCUGCCCAUGAGUGGUCUCUCAUUGUUCAAUUGGUCAUCUUUAAUCGUGAAUGCCCUCGCAAAUUCGCAACACCACCGCUUCGCUGCUACCUGUUUUCUUUCUGUGCGUCUACGAUUUGUCACUUCCUCGUUCGUCGCAAACGAUUUCCACAGCUCCGCCUGAUCCGCGUACUUUUGAGUGUGUUCGCUUUGUUUCCAAAUGACUGUUUUUUUCUCUACCUUUCAUUCGACCACCUGCAUGAGUCUUCAAGUCUAACCUAUCAAGCGAUCUCGAAUUGAUCAUCAUUUGUUUGCUGAAUCUAGUUUUUCUUACCAUUUCGCAGUUAUCACAAUCAGUUUUGGGGCAAAAUCCAUCAUUCGCACCUGUUGUACUAUUCCGUAAUAUGAGGCUUCUUUUCAAGUGUGUUGUG
Messenger RNA from Dicrocoelium dendriticum, 6023 nucleotides. NCBI's taxonomy places the organism in Eukaryota, Metazoa, Platyhelminthes, Trematoda, Plagiorchiida, Dicrocoeliidae. The record is from the annotation of a GenBank genome assembly.